AUGUCGCUGACUGGCACGACGAAGGCGCGAGCUAUCAAGACGGAGAGAUCGCACUUGGAGCUCUUGGGCACCCAUCUCUCGACCAGUUUGCAUGCGGCGCGAGACGGGAGCUCGGUGGUGGAGGCGCGCAACUGGCAGUCGCCUCUCAAGGUGCCCAGCCCUACGGAGAGCGACGGCGACCAUGUGCAAGCUGCUACGCACAUCUUCUCGAUGACGCAACCAGCAGUGCAGCCCGCGUCGACAGAGCCGAUGGAAGCAGUCGCUGCUAUUCCGACUGCAUUCACGCAGCAGGCUCCGAGCCUCGAGGACUUUGCCGACGAAGCCGUCGAGCCAACACUGGGGCACACGUUGUUCGUCGCAUACGGUCAUCCAUUCAUGACCGAGUGA
This is a messenger RNA of Saprolegnia parasitica CBS 223.65, 387 nucleotides long. RefSeq lists its product as hypothetical. The record is from RefSeq and is a predicted model, not a curated record. The transcript has a single exon. The coding region runs from base 1 to 387 and encodes 128 amino acids. NCBI's taxonomy places the organism in Eukaryota, Oomycota, Saprolegniomycetes, Saprolegniales, Saprolegniaceae.